CAUUUAUUUUUUUUUCAUUUUCAGUUCUCUCAGCACUAUAAGUUCAGACUUUUUAUAACUAAAAUAUCGUUCAUUUAAUUUUUAAAAAUAUAUAAAAUAUUUUUGUGUAAGUAAAUUGUGUAUAGAAAAUUAUUAAGUUACUAUUAUUAAUAUUAAUAAGUUUAUAAUAUUAAAUAGGUACCUACUUAUAAGGUUAAACAGAAUAGGUAUAUUAUUAUGUUUAAACUUUGGAAUUGAUUUUUACUUUUAAUUUAAAAUAAGCACUACUUAAAAUAAUUAAGUUAAUAAAUACCAUUAUCAAAUUUGUUGAUAAAAUAUGUACAUUUUUGUAAUUUUUACUUUAUAAAUAUCAUUAUUUCCAAACUAAUUUAUUAAUGCAAUUGUAAUUACUUACCAAAUUUUAUCAAGUGAAAAUAUUUUUAAUAAAAUAUUAUUGUUUUUUAACAGCUAUUAACAAUGCGAGCAUACAGGAUAUUGAAGAAACUGUUGCCUUCUAGUGGAGGCGGUGAUGAUUUUGAAAAAGCCAAAAAAGCUAUACGUUUAACUAGACAUGGUUGUGCAAAUAGACCUUUCUAUCAUAUUGUUGUUGUACUUGUAAGUAUAAACUACUAAAUAACAUUUGAUUUCAUACAUUCACCAAGAACAUUUUCAUUAAUUAGCAAAAACGUGAUUGUAAAGCCCAUCCGAUUGAACAACUUGGCACAUACGAUCCUUUAAUAAACCAUAACGGAGAAAAAUUGGUCAGUUUAAAUUUGGAAAGAAUUAAAUAUUGGAUGGCAAAAAAUGCACGAUUAAGUAAUCCAGUGGCUGAAUUAUUAGGUAUGUGUAAAAACUUUGAAUUAUACACAUGUUUUAAUUUAUAAUUAGGUAAUGUAUAAUUGGAAUAAUAAUAGUAAUCGGAUUUGGCCUCUCAGAAUAAGUUUACCCAAUACAAAUUGUGUUAACCAGAUCCAGGCGAAUUCCUAUCUACAUAAAUUGGAAGUGUUCAGACAUCUCAACAUCGAUAUUGAUAAAACCAAGCUUCAACAAGAGCCAUCUAAAAUAAUUCUGAAUGUGUUAUUAGAAAGAAAUGUUGCUGUAAAACAGAUAUUUAUAUCGGGUACUUUAGAGACCAACCAAAGAUACUUUCUAAAAACUGAACUGCACAUGCCUGUCCAAUACCAAUAAUAGGUUUAAUAAUUCUACUCCACUCAUAUAUAACACUAAUUCUUGUUCUAUCUUUAAGUUUAGUCAUAAGAUAACUUAAAAUAUUAUAAUUAUGUUGAGUAUUACCAAAAUAUCUGUGGUUUACGUACUUAGUUGGAUAUCUUACAUUGUAACUAUUCUCUAAAUAACUUUGUCUUCUAUAGUAUUAUAUCUUAUCUAAAAUCUGGUUAACUCAGACUUUUGUGACACCGAAAUAGGCAUUGUUGGCUAUCAGUUAAUUCACUCUGUCAGGAAUGUAAAUACAAGUCCUCGCUUUAAAUGUGGUGAUAUUCUAAUCGCGGUUUAGAAUGUGUAUGCCGCAAAAGUCUUAUCUUUACCAGUUAAUGAUAUUGAACAACUAUUUAGUUUUGUAACAAUUGAGAACAAGAGACUCAUUAUGGGCAGGGUUAAUUUCUCGCUGUUCAGUAAAUUAGCGAAUUCGUCCACACGAAAUACUCCGAUUACAAAUUUAUUACUAUAUGUUAGCUAAUGUGAUUUAUCUAAUUUCGAUGUUGCUUUUUCUCCUUUCACUGUUCUGUCUGAUUCCAUUCAUAUCUCUAAAUACAGAUCAUUAUACGUCUAUUUUUCUUCAAUUAACAGAGUAUUAGCCACGUGUAAUAACCAUCUAAAGAAUAUUGACACAUUUUAUUGCUCUCAAGGUGUGAUAGGAUUCAAUAUUCUUUCUUUCUAAACUACCUUUACUUUAUUUGUUUUUUCUAGUUUAUUGUAUGCUUAUAUGUAAAGAUUUUAAACGUUUCUUUUUUUCAAUGUAUUAUAUAGGUACCUAAUACCUACUAAUGUAGAACUACAAUAUUGUCUAAUAAUUGUUAUUGAUCUGUAUGUUAUGCCUUUAGACGUGUAUUUCGAUAAAUAGGUAAAUAAAUAGGGCUCGGAGGUUUAUUCAUCUAAAAUUAUCUAAUUAUGUACUGUGUAUACAUUUGUAUAUAAAUCAAUAAUUUAUCAACUAAAUAUGGAUCAAUUAUCUUAAAAUAUUCACUUACACUCCAAUUUUUAUACGUAAAAACUAUUUAUAAUAUUAUACUGACUAUUUGUGUUUAGGUAUAGGUAUAUGCCAGUAAAAUUGAAAAAAAAUUUAAUAAAUUAAAACAAUAAAUAAUAUAGGUAAUACCCAUUGAAAUAGGUAUAAUAUAGGUAUUUUAAAAUUAAAAAAAGGACGGUUAUAUUUUGCACAUAGAUGUAGUCACUGUUGAAAGGGGGAAAUUGGAAAGGUAGGAUACUUAGAAUUCAAUGUAUAUUUGUAAGAAACGAUAACCCAUUGCUAACGAAAAAAAACGAUUCUAAGCAAAGUUCUUAUAAUAGUGUUGCUUUGUAAACAAUGUAUAUAUUAUGUCAUAUUAUGAUAAAAUGAUUACAACAAUGUAUGUUUUCUAGACAACAAUGAUUGUUUAAAAAAGAUUAAAAUAAUAAAAACUUGAUAAAAACUGUUGCCAAUGACAACCUUACUUUUAAUCUUUCAAUCUUUUUUAACCUAAGGAACCAGAUUUUCCUCAUUAUCUCGAAGAUUAAUGAGAAUUUCAAAAAUAGCCUAUCUUAAGUACUACCCGGAGUACAUUUCUUUUUCUUUUCAUUUCCUUUCUAUAUUUGAUAAUCUGAAUAAACUUUUUGGUAGAAAAAGUGUUCACAUAAGAAAAAUAAACAUCUUUGUAAUACCAGUACAUUUUUCGUUAAACUCAGUAUCUAAAAUAAACAUAAAUAUUCUGAAAAAUGUAUUUACAGUCACAAAAAAUUAAAAAUAUAAAAUUUUCAUUCAGUAGAUUAUAAAUAAAAUUUGUAUCUAGCAUAAAAUAAGCAUUAAUUAAACUAAUAAAAAAAAAAACAUAUGCAAUUUCAUAAACAUAUGAGCAUUAAUAAUGAAGAAUAUGUUUGUUUAUUUAAUUAAAAGUUGUUUUGUAAGCAGAUUUACUACUUUUAUCAUUUAAUUGUCCAGAAAACAUAUUUAAAUAAUUAUUAUAUUACUUAAUAACCAUGAAUACCUAUUAAUAUGUUUUUUUUGUUAAGGUUUAUCUGGAUUUUUACCCAUUCAUCCUCGUACAUAUAUGACAGCAUGGAGGAAUAGACAAAAAAAUCAAACCGAAGCCAAUACAAGUGAAACAGCAACAAGCAGUUAAAUAAAUAUAUUGCUUAUUGAAUAUUGUAGAUAGUUGAACUGUCAUAGUACUUGGUAUAGCAUUGUGGCAAAUGUAUUUUCAUAAAAUUAAAAAUUAAAAAAAAUGUGUACAUAAUAUUCAUUGUUGUUGGAAUGUCUCAUAGUAAUAGUAAACAAAAUACAAUUAUUUCAUCAAAACAGAUAAAUGAUAAUAAUGUUACUAAUUUUAUAUGUAUAAAAAAAAUAAUAUUUUAUUUUUCUUCAAACUUAUACCAACAUACUAUUAUUACUUUGUUAGAAGUUUUUUUUUAAAGUCAUGUUUUUUAAUGGUAUUACUAAAAAAUUAUGAUUAACAUUUGUCAAUAAACAUAGGAUGACAUUUUUUUUUAACAAGCAAUUGUGUUAAAAAAUAAUAAUUCUGUGAAUAGUUUUUAAGAAAAAUAAAAAAAUAUAAUAAUAAGGUAUAAAAUAAAUAAUAUUAAUACAUUUCACUAUCAUAUGUUAAGAUUCUUAAUAGUCAAAAGACGAUGACAAACUAUCCUUAUCAUUAUAAUGGUCAUCGGGAUUAUUUUCCAUGGCUCGGCCAAGUGUGCUCACAAUUGACUUGGCUUUGGAUGAUACAUACCGGUCAAUUUGACCUAAAACCGUCAUGAAUUGUAUCAUUUUCUCCAAAUUAGAAUUGAUUUUUUCAGCUCUUUCUUCAUCUGAAAUCUGUGACCGUGGUUUCUGGUAUGGUUCUUCCUGCAGGAAGCGGCCGUGAAUAUUUCGUGGUUUCUGUGUUUGAUAUGUGUCUAUGAUGGGAUUACGACCACUACGAGUUGGGUGAUUAUUCCCUUGAAAAAUAUUUAAAA
Messenger RNA from Cinara cedri, 4143 nucleotides. NCBI's taxonomy places the organism in Eukaryota, Metazoa, Arthropoda, Insecta, Hemiptera, Aphididae. The record is from the annotation of a GenBank genome assembly.